AUGUCAUUAAAUGCAGUUUUAUUUGUGGGCCUUUUAACCCUGCAUCUGUGGUUCGAUGUCUCUCAGGCUGAGGUGAAUGCCAACAAUCACAAGCUGAGCGGUAUCAUCCAAUGGAAAUAUGAGAAACGACCAUUCUGCAAUGCUUUUACGGGUUGUGGCAAAAAACGCACCUCCUCCCAUCCACCCUCGUAUCCGGUUAUCAAACGCAACGAUAUCGAAGAUAAAAUUACCUACAGCAAUGAUUACAUGUCCGAGGGCCUAUCCGAUUUAAUCGACAUAAAUGCCGAACCGGCUGUGGAAAAUGUCCAAAAACAAAUCAUGUCUCAGGCCAAAAUCUAUGAGGCCAUUAAGGAGGCCAGCAAAGAGAUAUUCCGUCAGAAAAAUCGCCAACGUCAGCAGCAGCAAAUGCAAGAGGCUAACCGUUUAAUGGGCCAGGAUUCGGAAAAAUUGGAUGAUAACGAAAACCUUUAG
Messenger RNA from Musca vetustissima, 471 nucleotides. It is a transcript of the gene CCAP, whose product is annotated as cardioactive peptide. Lineage: Eukaryota; Metazoa; Arthropoda; Insecta; Diptera; Muscidae. Bases 1 to 471 code for a protein of 156 amino acids. The transcript has 3 exons. The record is from RefSeq and is a predicted model, not a curated record.